AUGUUAAUCCUACAGACAGUGAAACUAAUUCUACUCGCCCUGAAGCUACUGCCGCAACGAUUCACGCACCGGAAUGUACUGUUUAUGAUAUAUUUGGUUACACUCGUCACACACGUGAUGAUGGAUGAACCAAGAUUUGCUCAACCCAUUCCGAACGUUACCGUUGCCGUGGGACGGGAUGCUAACCUGCCCUGUGUAGUCGAACAUUUGGGCACCUACAAGGUCGCGUGGAUACAUAUCGACCGGCAGAUGAUUUUGACGAUACACCGCCACGUUAUUUCGCGCAUUCCGCGCUACAGCGUAACGUACGAUAAUUCCAACACAUGGCUGCUGCACGUCAGCCAGGCCCAGCAGGACGAUCGGGGCUAUUACAUGUGCCAAGUGAACACAAAUCCCAUGAUUAGCCAAGUCGGUUACCUGCAAGUAGUCGUGCCUCCCAACAUCCUGGACAUCGAAAGUACUCCGUCGUCAGUAGCCGUGCGAGAAAAUCAAAAUAUCAACAUGACAUGUCGUGCCGAUGGAUUCCCCACGCCCAAGAUCAUCUGGCGACGCGAAGACGGCCAAAGCAUUACCGUCGAGCGCAAGAAGAAAGUGAUGGUGUACGACGGGGAGGUUCUUCAUCUGACGAAAGUAAGCCGCAACGAAAUGGGCGCUUAUCUCUGCAUCGCCACUAAUGGUGUGCCACCGUCGGUGUCUAAGCGGAUUAUCCUUGAUGUGGAGUUUUCGCCAAUGAUUUGGGUGCCAAAUCAACUAGUAGGAGCACCACUCUCGACUGAUGUUACCAUUGACUGUCACACCGAAGCUCAUCCAAGAGCCAUCAUCUACUGGGUGUACAACUCGGUAAUGGUACUGCCGAGUAAAAAAUACAUCAUCGACUACAACGAAAACUCCUACCGGGCGCACAUGAAGCUCACCAUCAAAGGCUUAUCGAUGGGCGAUUUCGGCAACUAUCGCUGCAUAUCGAAGAACUCUCUCGGCGAAACGGAGGGCUCGAUUCGCGUUUACGAAAUUCCACUGCCAUCAACACCGUCGAAGCAAAUUACUCACGUGAUGGAACCGAAGGAGACGAGCCCGGCCGUGGUGUCACGUAAUGAAACCAUUAAGGUCGCCAGCCAACCUGAGGUCCUGUUUCCGAUGAAGAACGACGAAGGCUACGCUCAGCGCUCACCGAACGGGAUCCCUUUCGAGCGCAAGGGAUCGCUUGCCAUCGGGCAAAGUUUCUCCUACACCGACAUGCCACCGAAAGAGUUCGGUGUAUCUAACGAUGCUCGCAGCAGCUACGGUGUGUUCUCGCUACUAUCACUAACGACGAGUGUCGUCCCAUCGACGCUGCUAGUGCUGUGCCAUCAACGCUGCGAGCGCUGGCUGUUUCUGUAA
Molecule: messenger RNA, 1377 nt
Organism: Anopheles marshallii
Lineage: Eukaryota; Metazoa; Arthropoda; Insecta; Diptera; Culicidae
Gene: DIP-delta
Product: lachesin
Exons: 11
Coding region: 1-1377 (458 amino acids)
Cellular component (GO): neuron projection
Source: RefSeq, a predicted model, not a curated record